Messenger RNA from Ruditapes philippinarum (Manila clam), 13263 nucleotides. Its product is annotated as beta-adrenergic receptor kinase 2-like. Lineage: Eukaryota; Metazoa; Mollusca; Bivalvia; Venerida; Veneridae. The transcript has 19 exons. Gene Ontology annotation, biological process: regulation of signal transduction; protein phosphorylation; G protein-coupled receptor signaling pathway. Gene Ontology annotation, molecular function: G protein-coupled receptor binding; G protein-coupled receptor kinase activity; ATP binding. The record is from RefSeq and is a predicted model, not a curated record. Bases 239 to 2365 code for a protein of 708 amino acids.
UUUAGUACAUAUAUUAAUACAUUUGCAUCCAUUACACGGAAGCUAAUAACCGUUUGUUUUGGAUUUUUAAACCCGGUAUUUUAAUUGUGCUUUAGUGUUUUAAAUCAUUUUUUGGAUUACAUUCGCUAGAUAUGGAUCAUAAUUGUGUGUAGAGACAAAAAGGGGCUGUCUGUGGAUAAAAGAGAGCCCCACAGGGCGGAUUUAUUUUCAUCUAGGGUACAGGAAAAAUUCGUCCAAAAUGGCGGAUCUCGAGGCAGUACUCGCGGAUGUGAGCUAUUUAAUGGCGAUGGAGAAGAGUAAAUCUACUCCAGCCGCCCGUGCAAGCAAGAAAAUAGUGCUUCCAGAUCCCAGUGUAAGGAGUGUUAUGCAUAAACAUUUGAUGAAGAUGGGAGAAGUGACGUUUGAUAAGAUCUUUAAUCAGAAAUUAGGAUAUUUGUUAUUCAAGCAAUUUUGUGAAGAACAAUGUGAUGAACCAGUCCCUCAAUUGAAAUUUUAUGAUGAGAUUAAAAAAUUUGAAAAUUUAGAGACAGAUGAAGAAAGAAUAACAAAAGGCAAAGAGAUAUAUGACCAGUAUAUCAUGAAAGAGCUUCUGUCUCAGGCUCAUACCUAUUCAAAAGAAGCUGUAGAGCAUGUACAAGAGGCAUUAACUAUGGCACAACGAAGUAAAACACUUGAUAAGGACAUCUUUGAGCCAUAUUUAGAAGAAAUAAAGAAUUCAUUACGAGGCCGAAUAUUUGAGAAAAGUUUACAGAGUGACAAGUACACAAGAUUUUGUCAAUGGAAAAAUUUAGAAUUGAAUAUUCAGUUGACAAUGAAUGACUUCAGUGUUCAUAGAAUUAUUGGUAGAGGAGGUUUUGGUGAGGUGUAUGGCUGCAGGAAGGCAGACACUGGUAAAAUGUAUGCUAUGAAAUGUUUAGACAAAAAACGAAUAAAGAUGAAAGGUGGUGAAACUCUAGCGUUAAAUGAACGAAUAAUGUUGUCUCUAGUCAGUACAGGGGAAGGGAGCCCGUUUAUAGUGUGUAUGACGUAUGCCUUUCAGACUCCAGAAAAACUGUGCUUUAUAUUAGAUUUAAUGAAUGGUGGCGACUUACAUUAUCACCUAUCACAACAUGGUGUCUUCCUUGAAAAGGAGGUCCGCUUUUACGCAGCGGAAGUUAUCCUAGGCCUAGAGCAUAUGCACAGUCGAUUUGUCGUCUAUAGGGACUUAAAGCCAGCAAAUAUAUUACUCGAUGAAAAUGGUCAUGUACGAAUAUCAGAUUUAGGACUUGCCUGUGAUUUUUCCAAAAAGAAACCUCAUGCCAGUGUGGGCACACACGGUUAUAUGGCACCUGAAGUGUUACAGAAGGGAACUGCAUAUGAUUCCAGUGCUGAUUGGUUCUCCUUUGGUUGCAUGCUUUAUAAAUUGUUAAAAGGACAUAGUCCAUUUCGACAACAUAAAACCAAAGAUAAACACGAAAUUGACAGAAUGACCAUGACAAUGACACAGAAUGUUGAUCUCCCAGACUCGAUGUCACCCGAGAUGAAAUCUUUGUUGGAGGGAUUGCUGCGUCGCGACGUAGAGGAGAGACUAGGGUGUCAAGGAAGAGGAGCACAAGAAGUGAAGGAACAUCCAUUUUUCAAGUCCAUAGACUGGAAUCAGGUGUACCUGCAGAAAUACCCACCACCGUUAAUACCGCCACGAGGUGAGGUGAACGCAGCAGACGCGUUUGAUAUCGGCUCAUUUGAUGAGGAGGAUACCAAAGGAAUUAAAUUAACUGAGGCUGAUCAAGAACUAUACAAAAAUUUCCCAAUGGUUGUUUCGGAGCGAUGGCAACAGGAAGUGGCGGAGACCGUGUUUGAGGCAAUCAACACUGAAACAGAUAAAAUAGAACAGAAAAAGAAGCAGAAACCCAGGAUUGAUGAAUUAGAAGAUGGCCCUACUGACUGUAUAGUAGAGGGUGAAGUGUUGAAACUUGGCGGACCAUUUUUACAGACAUGGCAGAAGAAACAUCUAAAAUUAUACCCGAACAGACUUGAGUUUUAUCAUAAAAACCGUGAUGGGCAGGUCGUGAGAGGGAAAGGCGUGGAGCUGGUAUCCAUGCUUGAUAUAAAGGAAAUUUACCCAGAAUUCCAGAAAAUCAACAAGACGGACAACUGUAUUGUUCUCGUCUUAAAAAAUGAACAGAAACUUGCUAUUACCUCACCGGAUAAAGUUUUAAUCAACCAAUGGAAGGAUGAGAUUCUAAAUGGAUUUAAAUUGUCGACUCAGAUUAUGGCAAACAUGAACAAAAAAGCUAGCAAAAUGUACGGAGCAGAAAUUAAUAGCAGUUCAAAUGCGGACAACUUCAGACCACCAUUAGAGCAUAGAAAUAGUAAUGGGAGUUAGGGACAACUGAUGGAUUUUAGUUUGAGUCUAAAAAUAGAAAGUCUAAAAAUAGAAGAAAUGGUUUUAUCAAUGUAAAGUAGAAUGUGAUUGGUUAUUUUUCUGUUGCUAUGAAAAAAGGGAGGAGCUAUCACCAUGAUGAUCAUUUUUGAUUGGCAGAUCAGACUGCUCCUGUUCAACCAGAGGGAUAAAAUUAUUGGAGGAGAUUUCUUUUCUUUUCUUAGCAAAUUUUUGAAUUAACAGAUGUCUUUUUUUUGUGUUGUUAUGUUAACAGAUAUUUAUAGUAUGAAUGUGGUAUUGGAUGAGAAAUUUGACAGAGCUUUGUUAGAAAGAUCUGUUGAACCUUGUUUUCAUAUAAAUAUGGACUCACCUCUCUCAUUGAUGGGAAUAGUCCACUUUCAGUUUCAGGAGGAUUAGGGUAAAAAUCGUUACUAUUUAUAGAAAUGUAAAAUCGUUGCUAUUUAUAGAAAUGUUAUGAAUAAUUCCUGAAUUGAAAGGUGAAUGAAUAUUUAUCAGUCCCAACUGUGAGAAAACAUAAACAUACGCAUUUUGUUGUAUAAUUGUUGUUAAGAUAAAUAUAGAACAGUCUUAAUAUCCCCUUGUGUCCAUAAUGGAACAUUCUUUUCUCUUCUUAUGAAUCUCUCUUUUUUUUGGAUAAUGUUGGAAAUGAAGCUGACUUAGGGAGAUAAAUAUAUUUGCUGUGCACAUGUUUUUCUAUUUAAAAGUGCAUUUUUGGAGCUCACCUGUGCACAAAUUCAAUCAGAGGUGACUUUUUGUGAUGGGCUGUCGCCAAUCUUAUUUCACAAUAUCUUGCAGUCCUGUAGAUUUUGACGAAACUUCACAUAAAUCUUGAAGAUGUUAUUUCAAAGUUAUGUUAUGGUUCAAGUUGUGGGAGCAAUUCUUCAGCAUUGUUUUUUGGGCCUAUCAUAAGUAAAGAUUUUGGAAGAAAAAAAUGACCCUGUUCUAGGGGUCACUUGGACAGUAUAGAUAAAAGCUUUUGAGAUAUUUGCCUGUUAAAAAUUGAAAAGUCAUUAUCUUUGGUAUGCAGCUGUGUCCAAACUUCUUUUUGUCAAGAAUUCUACAAACAUUGUAAUAUGAAUUAUGGCCCUUUGGUCAAACAUGGUUUCCCACACAUCUACUUCUACAUUUAGACUAGCGAGUGAUCAAGGCCCAUUGAGGCAAUUGUUACAAAGAAAAGGUGAAAAAAGGAAGAAAUUAAAACGAUUAAAUAGUAUUUUGAGACAAAUAUUUACUACUGAGUCCAGUUUUCAUACAGCAAUAAAAAAAAUUGAAAGAUUGGCAAAAUUUCCCAGCUGAAUAUUUUUUCAUUUAGUUUUUUUUAAGGGUCAGUUUUUGUCCCUUUACAUGUUACACAAAUUUGACAGUAUGUGUCCAUAGCUGAAUCUCAUUGCUUUAACUAUGUUUCUCCUAGUAUUUUUGGAGUGCCAAUUUUUUUGUCGCCUAGUAUUUUUGGAGUAAACAGUAAUUAAUCAAGCAUAAUCAUUUCUUUGUAUUUAUCAACAUAUCAUCUUGAUAUUGAUAUAUGGACACUUUAAUGCAGUAACUGUUUAACUCCUAUUAGGUUACAUGAGGAGUUAAACCGUUACUGCACUAAUGUGACGAUACAUGUAUCUGGUUUGGUUUGGAGUUAUUAGCUCACUUGAGCACAAAGUGCUGAAUGUUGAGUAUAUUGUGAUUGGCUGAUGUCCAUUGUCUUGCAUUGUAUUUUAUUGUUCUCAAUAUCUGUAAAGAACAACUCUUCCUGAACAAAGGUCCAGAUCAUGAACAAAAUUCACCAAAGUAAUACUUAUGUGGUCCGUUACAAAAGUUCUAUGAUAUAGUUUAGAUCAUGAUAUCUAAAAAUAGAUUUGAUUAUGAGAUCUAAAAAUAGAUUUGAUUAUGAGAUCUAAAAAAAGAUUUGAUUAUGGGAUCUAAAAAUAGAUUUGUUUAUGAAAUAUGAAAAUAGACUUGAUAAAAGGUUUGAUUAUGAGAUCGGGGAAAAAAAGAUGUGAUCAUGAGAUUGAAAAAAAAGAUUUGAUUAUGAGAUCUAGAAAUAGAUUUUAAAAUUUAACUUUUGAAAUCUUCAAAAAAAACUGAAUUGUACCAAUAAAAAAAACAUGUAAAAAGCUGUGCAGUGGACCUCUACAAUAGUUAUAUGAGUUUUGUCCCUGUGGUCAAAAUGUGGCCAUAUAGUUCACAUAGACAUAUUUAUUCAAGUCAAUUUUGAAUUGUUUUGUCUGAAAUUAAAUGGCUUAAAACUUAAGGUACUUAGCUUGUUGCAUUGUCUACUGUGAUCCUGUUGAAAAGAUAGAUAAAUCGUGGCCCUCGGGAUAAAUAAUGGCUUUUUUUCAUUAACUUAAAUCGGAACACAUUUUGGAAAAUUUUCUACAAAAUUUUUAAAUUGUGGAUCUCGGGCUUCGGUUUCAUGAAAUGAUCCUGCUCUGCAGAACUUUUUAUGUACCUUUCAGUUACUUGAGGUGAGCGAUGUAGGCUUACUUGGGCCUCUUGUGUUUUGUUUGUUUGCUUGCCGUAAGAUUGUGAUCUGUACAAUACAUAAGCAAAAACAAAAUCUAGUCAUGCUUUUCAGUGCAUGAGAAAUGUGUUUACACAAAUCUUGUGCCAAGUUUUGUCAUUAUUAUUGAUAUUGUGUUUUUACUCUGAGAAAUAAAUCUCAUAUUUUCUGAAAUAAUGUAGAUACGUCAGAAAAGUCUUAAGUUUAUUUGUGUUCAACAUGCGCCUCAGUUUGUUUCUUAUGAAUAUUUCAAUACCUUAGAUUCUUUUAUGAAGCGGAAUGCACACCCAUGUAAAACUACUGAUUUAGGGGGAAAGAAUUACCAAUUUCUUUUAGCUAAGAAAUAAACCCAGAAAAUAAGUCUAGUAGGAAAAGGGAUAUAAUUAUGUUAUUUAUGUAAUUAAGAUGAUGUCAAAAAGAAAAAUACUGAAAGAUUUUGUUUUAUUUUUUAAGACAGAUUCUCAUAAUUUUUUUCCCGCUAACUCGAUGAUCACUGUGUUAAGACUUCACUCCAAGCUCCGCCCACCACUCACUUUUCUUGUCCCUUUUUCCGAGUGUUUUUUUGUACAAUCUUGCGUAGUGCUAUAACUUUUGGUGCUCUUUGGUUAUCUCACAAUCAGAUGCCAUUAACUUUUAACUUACCUUUUUUACUAACAUUCGUAUUUUCAUCACCUUCAGUGUGUUAUCACUGGUAUAAAUUUGAAUAAAAAAUAUGUUUUAUACAAACUAGAAUACAAAAUGUAAUUUUUCAUGACACGAUGCUGUCAGUCCAUCGGUCCCUAGACAUUUAAUUUUCGGUUGAUUUGUUUUAUGUGGUAAAAAUGACCAGCUAGUUUGUAAAAAGGUUGGUGGUUCAAACUAGUUCGAAAUAAUGUAACCCCCCGAGUUGGAAUUUCUAGUCCAUCUUUUUCCAUCUUUUAAUACGGACAAAACCAUUUAUCGUUUUUCAGGGAAAAUUCAAAAUACAUGUGUGUACUAACUGAAUAGCAAACAGUGCGGACCACAGGCAGGCUGCAUGGAUGUGCUGGCUGAUCAUGGUCUUCACUGGUUGCAUGGGUUAGAAUCUGCUACCAUCAGUAGGUUCUGAGUUCGAGAGAAGGUCUACCUCUGCCAGUAAAAGCUGGAAAGUUGCCAAAUGACCAUAAUAGUUACUUACAAGCCCAACCACAGUUCAAAGUUGUUUUCAGUGGAAAAAAAAAACCCACCCCUUUGUUCACAAUAUUGACUUACUUGUAAAAUAGAUAUUUUCCAUGAUCUUUAAUUCCAUUGUUUUUUAAAUUCUGUGGAUAUAUAAAAUGUUGGAUUGCAAUAUGUAAAUUCCAUGGUCUUAAAUUCCAUGGUUUUUUUAAAACUGUGGAUUAAAUAAAAUGUUGGAUUGCAAUAUAUAUAUUCCAUGGUCUUUAAUUCCAUGGUUCUUGAAACUCUAUGGAUAUAUAAAAUAUUGGAUUGCAUUGCAAAUAUAUCUGUAAUAAAUAACCAUUGAAAGGUACUAUAGUCUUAUCUCAUUAACUCCUUCUGUCUCCGGACCUUAAGAUUUGCCUUUUUAAUGAGAAUAGGGGUGUCACUGUCAGCAAAAGUGAUAACCGUUGAAACGGUUACCUAAAAAACGUUUUAAACGUCUAACCAACCAUACCAAUAAAAUUGUUAGAUUUUCAACAUUUUUAUUAACUUUGUUGUUUUUUAUGACAAGAUAUGACAUUUUGCUUGUAUUUUAUAGAACUUCACCUUUUUUCGGUUGAGCCGUACCAUUCGCGAUCAGAUAGCAGGGGAUCGGAAAAAAUACAUUGUUAAGUACAAUCGAAAUACAAGCAAAAUGUCAUAUCUUGUUAUAAAAAUUAUGUUAAGGUUUACAAUCAAUUAAAAAAUUUCUUGGCUCUUUGUCUAAUACUAACACCUUGUUUACUGGUUAUUAAAUUUUCUAAAUGGGUUUUAGUUAAAAACCGACUGUACGUGUUUAAACGUGACACACUUUAAUGAGACCGACAAGGAAUAUAGCACAGUCAGUUACUUAGAUCUGAUUUAUAAUUUUUAUGAAACACAAUACUUUUACAAGUAACUUGCAACUUGUUUCACCACAUUUUUUUUUUUUUUUUGAAAUGUAGAAAACAAAAUUCUCCCACACUACUUACUAACUUAGGAAGAAAAGUUCAUUGAAAAAACCAAGAAUUAGGCUUUUUGCUUUAAGGUGAUAUUAGGUUUCUUUUUAUGGCCUGAACAAUUGCCAAAUCAUGGCCAUGUUAAUGUUGGUAAGAUUUUUGAAACCUGUCAGAAAUUACAAGGAAAAUAACAUAAUUACUGUUUUUGAUGUGCUUUUUUAUCGUAUUUUCUGACGGGUGUUUGCAUUUGACUAUCUUUUGCAUUGAGUAAAUGAAUAUUGUAUUUGACAUUUCAUUGAUCAUAAUUUCUUUGUUCAUGUAUAUAAAUAGACUGUUUGUUGUUUUAACGAUGUUUAUUAUGAAUUUAUAGCAUUUUGUAAAAUAAUCUUAGUAAUUUAAAUUUUAUAAUUGGGUGUAAAUAAUACUGUUCCUUCGUAUUUUGUAUGUAUAAUUGUUAUUUAUGAAUUAAUUUUUAAUGUGUUCCUUGUUUUUUAUUUGGUUACUUUUUCUUUCUUUUUUUUAUAUAAUAUAUAUAUAUUUUUUCAUUGACAGAUGAUGUAAGCCAUUUUGAAUGUUGCACGAUGGGAUAUUUUUUUUUUGAAAAUGUGUUACUAAAAAUAAUAUUUAUUGCUAAAAAUAGAAAGAUUGACAUGUGUUCCAAGAAACAUGAUGAUGGUGAUAGUAUAAAUUUCCAUUAAUACAGGGAUAUUUCAUAAAGUGUAGCCCUCAAUCUGUUAUUAAUAGGCGGCCAUUUUUUUGCUUUUGGUAAAUUGUCGUCUGCAAAUUGUAACAUUUAUGGUAUGGUCUCAUAACCCUUCACCCCUGAAUUCAUGUAAUGGAUUGGCUUUGCUUUGAAUUCAGAACUGUCCAUUCCAAGUUUUAGGGAUUUUAAUAAACUGGAGCUACCAACAGUAUAGAGCCUGGUCAGACUGUGCAUAGGGUUGUGGUCUGGCUGGCCCGACUCUAUACUGGUGACUAAGGUAAAAAUUUUUUGAUACACGCAGGGUAAGAGUUUGAACAGUAUGAUUGCAAUGGAUAUGGAAAUCUGAAAAUAAAAUUUGCAAGGUAUUUAUCAUUAAUCAUCAAGGAAACGAAAGGUGUUAGUUUUACUGUGUUUGUUAAGAGGAACAUUUAAAAGGCCGGUCAAAUUAUUGAAAUAUUUGUUCAUCUUAAAUCAAAUUAUGUUAUUAAAGAAGCAUGCCUCCAGAUUCCCGCUACUUUUUUGUGUGAAUUUAGAGUGUUUAAAAUAGUAAAAUAUUGUUGUAACGAAACAAAACAAAUUCAAAUAAGUAAAAGUAGCGAACUAUCCUUAUAAAAUUACUGUACACAUAAUGUGUCGGAAAACACACAAGAAAUAGCCAUUACUUUGUUUUUAACUGGUCAGAGAUAUAGUGAAUGAAAAAUAGUAAACAUCAGUCAAAUUUUGCAUAUACAUGUAUAUAACAUAUGAAGUUUUUUAAGCCUUACGAAUAGAUUAACAUUUCAUUUUUCAACCUCUGUAUGUAAAUUUUAAAGUUUGAAUCCAUUAAUCAGAAGGCAUGCAGCUGUUUAAAAAAUACAUGAAAACUUGUUGCAGGCGCUGUGUGUUGACAUUUUAUGUAUCUUUUCCAGUUCAUAUAGAUUUUCAGACUGUGUAGUAUUUGUCAUGUAUUAUUCGUGGGGUUAUUAACUAAGCAAAUAUUCAAUUACACACUGCUAAGUUGUCACUAUUUGUUUAAUAAUUCUUUUCAUGAAAAUUUUGAUCACAACUUGAACUAUCCUAAUGUUUAAAUCUUGUUGUGUAUAACUUAUUUAUAGAGAAUGUAAAUUUAUACUCUGGUGUGCAGUAAAAAAUCAUUACUUUUAAAUAAUGUUUUAAUGGGGAAAUAAUUAUAAUUCUAACAUUGAAGGUUAAAAUUUUAUAUAAUAAUGGACAAAUCAGUAAAUGCCAGUGUAAAUGGUCAAGUAAAGUACUUUUGAUUUUUGUAACAAUUAAUUUUGUAUUACAUGCUUUUUUCUUGUGUUUACACUGUACACAAACUGGCCGUGAAAACAUUGUAGUAAUUCAUAUUUCGGCCGUUGACACAUUCGUUUACUGUGUCAAGGUGGCGUAAGUUUUCAUUCACAUCUGUUUAUUGAACAUUACAUGAAAUUGAACACAAAAGUCAUUAUAGUUUAUCUUUGCAAAGACCAUAUACAUAUAUUUAUUUUCUGCCUGCACCAUUUGUUAAGACAAAUUUAAGUUGUUUUUUUUUUCUUUUUUUAGGAAUUAUGACAUGGUGAACAAACUUUCAGAAAAAUUCCCCUCAUGACCUUUGAUUUAUUUGACAAAAUCAAUUAGGGCUCAUUAUAAAAUUUUUGAAAUCUACUGUUUGAUUAUCAUCAUUGAUUUGGAGUAUUAGUGAAAUCAAUUUUUCUCACGUUUUUUUUUUUUUUUUGUAUAAUCUUUUUGAAAAAAAAGGAUCUGGAGAUAUGCACUUUUAAGCCUUGAAAUAAAAAGAAAAUAUAUGAAUUUCAGAAAUAUGGCCAGUGUUUAAUUUUGUGAGCCCAUACCCUGUUGUAAUGCCAAGUUUCAUCUUGAUAUCCCCAAAAAUUGAGAAUGGACAGUUCCGCAAAUGGAAGCUGGACAAGUUCAUUUAAGAAAUUCAGCAGGUUAAGGGUGAAAAAAAAUGAAUUGGAUCUUGGUUGUUGUUUUUUUUUUCUGACUGGCAUUUAGUAUAUAUACUUAGAUGUGCACUUUUUUGAGACAAGGGAGGUAAGCUGGAGAUAGUUGUGUUUUUAUUGUAUGAAAGAAUUUGGACAGUUUUAAAAGUUUAUUGUUAUGAAUUUUGUUUGGAUAUGUUUAUCAGUCGUCACCUUAGCGCAGUAACGAGUUAUGUCUUUUCUAAAUUUAGUAGGAGUUAAUCAGUUAUUGCACUAAGGUGAUGAUUAUUCAGUGUAAAACAUGCAUUUCAGAAGAAUUUAAGAGUACUCAUAGGGUCUUGUGAAAGACCCUGGUACACAAUAUACAUGUAGUUGGUUUACCAGCAGAGAAUUAAUGUCAGAAGUAUUUUACACAUAUGCCAAUUUUGACAUGACAUAAAUCGGUUUAUGACUACACAGCUACUUUUAAAUAUCUGUGUGUUAAUGAGGAUAUGACAUAUAUCAAUAUAACACAAGAAUGAGUAGUGAUUUAUGUUGAUAGCGUUUUGUGUGUAUACAUUUAUUAUUAAAAAACAACCAAAAUGUUUACGAAUUUUACCCAUAUGACAAAAUUUUUAUAUGUCGACUUUGCAUCUUGCAGUUAUACUAUUUAUUGUGAAAAUAACUUGUGUUUAAAUUAUGUGUUACAUUAAAUUUUGAUUUUAGUAAAAUUGGAGUAACAUAUAUUUUUUGAAACGUGUGGAAUCACAUAGAGUAACUUACACAGCUAUAAAUAACUUAGUCCCACACAAUUCUGAACAAAGAAUAUGUCAUAAUUUUCACCCAAUUUGUAAAAUAUUUAAUCUAGAUACUGAAAUUUGGAAAAAAUUUAUACACUUUGCAUGGGUAGCAGUAUGUAUGUAGGAAUAAUAUGUCUGUGAACAAAAUUUAAAGUUUAAGCUUCGGGUAGCCGAGCUUGAAAAAUUCCUACAGAACUUUCCUAAUGGACUAGUCCAUCAUCCAUUUUUGCAGCCAUUUAUUUUGACUUUUUGUUUGCGAUAUCAUGAUAAGAAAAUUUUUAAUGUGGGUCACACUCAGAGUAAAGAGCCUUGUCAAAGGUACCAGAUGUGCUGACUGACUGGCCUUGUUUUAUGCUGGCGGCAAAUAAAAGCAAUGCAAUAUUGACUUCAGUAAAUAAAGGUGAUUCAUUUUGAAAAAACAAAUUAUUUAGAGGGAAUAAAAUUCUAGAUUUUUUUUAUUACUUAAGACUAGAAUCAAAAAUAUGAUCAGGGAAAUAAAAUUUAAAUGCCAUGUGUUCUUAAUAUUUCAAAAUUAGAUUACAGGGAGCAUAAAGUUAUUUUAUCGCAAAAGUAAAUAAUUGUCAUUAAGUUUUAAUUUAUUGUUUAUCAUUAUUCAUUUCAAAGUUAAAAGUUGUCAGUUUAUCAUUACAGAAGAAAAACAGUUAUUCAGUUUCAUUUACAUACAUUUUAUAACUCGUGUGCAAUGCAAAUUGGUUUAUCAUUUUAAGAAAUGUUAAUCAUUUGAAAACUGUUUAAAUCUUUGAAUAAAGAUGUUUCAUUGAAGACAUGGUUUAUAUCAUUUGAAAAAUGAUCUUUCCCCAUCAUUUAUAAAAUAGUUUAUCAUUCAAAAAAUGGUUUAUCAUUUGAAAAAUAGUUGAUAAUUUGAAAAAUAUUGUCUAUCCUAAAAACAAAACAUUCGUCAUUUUAAAUAUGAUUUAUCGCAUGAAAAAUAGUUUUAUCAUUUGAAAAAUGGUUUUAUCACUUUAAAAACAAAUUAUAGUUUUUCAUUUCAAAUUGAAAAAUGGUUUAUCAGUUGAAAGAUUGUUUAUAACUUUAAAUAUUAUCACUUGAAAUAUCAUUCAUGAUCAAAGUAAGAUGUUCACUGGGAACUGUUAAAAUAUGGUUGCAAGAAAAAAAGAGAACAUUUAUUACUUUUAGUCUUAAAAGGAGAUCGUUUCAUUAAAUAAUCAUUAUUAUUGAACAAUUUUGUUAAUCAAUACAUUGACAUGUUAUUACUGUAAAGAAAUGUUUUUAUAAUGUAAGCUCACCAAAGUUUAUAGUUCUCAUUUGAGUUUUAUUGGAUGGGUGGGUUGAUUGGUGAAUAACUGUCUUGAUGUUAUCCAUGUGUUAUCCACUAUUGUUAUAAAAUGACAUCUCUGAAAUCAGUUUGUUAGUUUGGAUGAAAGUUGCUGGAAAUGUUCCUUGCAUGUAACUGUCUCAAAGUAGAUUGAAUGAAUGGUCUGUUGUGCAGUAGGUGUACAGGGGAUACAAUAUGUUUUUAAUAGUGAAAUCUUUCCAAAAUAACUUUGGCACUAAGGUUUGUCUACUUUGUUAUAGCAUCAAACAUAUUUAAUUUUGAUUAAUUUACAUUCACUUACACAGGUUUAUGUAUCAUAUCAAUGAUAUGCUUCGUCCAGAAGCACCCGCCUCUUUGAAAACACGGUCACGCCCACUGUGUACAAGGUCACGCCUUUUUGUGAAGGAAAUCACACAUCGGAAAGAAAAGCAGGGGGGAUUUAUACAUAUUUCAGAUACUUUUUAAGAUUGUUUGUUUGUGAGCUUAGAAUAAAUCUUCUGGUUUUACAUAGCCAUCAAUAAUAGUCUGUACAUUUGUCCAUUUAAUAUCCAGAAAGACUUACGAAAAAUAGGUCAAAACCAUUAGGAUAUUGAACGAAAUUAAGAAGAAAUGAAAAUAUUUUGAAAUUCAUUACUUUUGAAAUUUAAAUAUUGCGAUAGAAUACCGGAUAACAAUGAUUUUUCCCCAAAUAUUUGUUUUGUAUGAAUUGAACAAACUCUUUGACAAACAUUGAUUUUGAACUUACGUAGGACCGUUUUAUUUUUUCUAAUAGUUAACAGUUACGUAUACAUUGUAUAGUGGUGUUGAAAGUUUAAUCAAUAAACACCUUUCAGAAACAAGUUUAAAAACUAGGUCGUUGGAAAUGAAAAUCCAGAAAACGAUGAAAAAAGAAAGAAGAAAAUUAAAUGACAAAUAACCAACUCGCGUACUUAGGACAUUGUAAACAUUGCAUUGUGACACACAGCUAUAAUAAAAGUGAGAUAAGUCUCUGAUUGUAUACAUAAACAAUACAAAUUAUGAUGGAAACAACACAAUUUUGCUAAGCUUUACUUCUGAAAAUAUUUGUUUCAACAGUGCGUGCGUGCGUUCCUGUGUGCGUGUAUUUUUGUAGAGAAUGCCUGUUUUUUGUGAGGAUCAGAAGUAUUUCAUCACAUCUCCCCAAUCCCCUCUCCCCCCUUCCCCCCCCCCACAAAACCCCAAUUCAAUGAAAGAUAACCUAUACUUGCAUAGUGACAAUUAAUAUAUGAAAAGAUGGACUUGAUGGUACAUUUAUGUUACUAUAUUUAGAUAUUUGAUUAUGACUUUUUUCAUGUCAGUAUUUGUUGUUUAUAUUGUGUAUUUGUUGGUCCCCCCUUCUCUCUAGGUCGUGUGACUGUUUCUUACGCUUCAUCAUUGAUGUACAUGUAUAGAUAAGCUUUUUAUCAUUUCAGAAUCUCUAGAAUUUCACAUUAUUUUAACCAGUGUCAGUCAUUUUGAAGUCAUGUGACCAUAUCUAGACCCCCGUGACAUAGAAUCUGACAGACACGUGACCAUUUUCUCUGCUGGUAUAACAGAUCAUGAAAACAAGAAAUAAAAUUGUUUUAUAAAAUGUGAAA